Molecule: messenger RNA, 1755 nt
Organism: Clonostachys solani
Lineage: Eukaryota; Fungi; Ascomycota; Sordariomycetes; Hypocreales; Bionectriaceae
Source: the annotation of a GenBank genome assembly
AUGUUUCAGAAGCAUGUCACUCUCCGAGAUUCGAAAUUAUGUGAUGACAUCGCCUACGGAGAGCGGAUAGGCACUAACCUCACGACGUUGACGACGACAAAUGCUAGAACCUUGAAUGGUGUCAUAAAGGGCCUACUUUACGUCCCUGAUAUCAAAGGUAUCACAAAUUGCGACCAUAUACAAUACGACUUUAUACCCACCAAUGUUACCCGACGGCGCGAUCUGCCUCCCAUAAACUACGAUUUGAUUGCCCUGGCUCCAUGGUUCAGCAUGGAGUGCACGUUGGCAUAUCUCAAUGCCGCACGUCUCGACCCAAUUCGUGCAUUCAUCUUCUACAAACCUAAUAACUCAACCAACAAGCCUCAAGAUGUGGACUCGCCGGUAUGGAAUCUCGACGACAAUGGAUCGUGGAAAAGUUCAAACCAAUUCCCAGUCUUUGCCGUGCCCGGCUUUGACGGACAGCGCAUGAUGUCGCAGAUUAGCCAGUACUCUGGGAAUGCGACAGAAGUCCCCAAUAGCAAAGCCAUUCAUUACACAAUGAAGACGAAUUCGCAGGAUUACAUUCGAGUAGCGACAGAGUUGCAAAUGACCAGCCCUUCGGACAUGCUCGCGCUCUGGGUGUUUUUCAUCAUUGUCAUUGGUGCGCUCCUGGUUAUUAUCCUCAUUGUGUCUCUUUCCAUGCGGUUCAUCCAACGCCGUCGGAGAACAGCACUUCGACGUCGGGUGAUGUCAGGCGAGGUCGAUCUGGAGGCAAGCGGAAUCAAGCGUGUGGUGGUCCCUGCAUCCCACGUACAAAACUUCCCACUCUACACCUACAAUGCCGAGCCGGGGCUGGCGAGUGCACCCCCUACACCCAGCUCAACGGGUGCCCCAAUCUCUUCUCGAUCAGUUCGGUCUUCACGAACAAGCCGACGCCACCAUGAUGCUAAAAGCGUCGUAUCUGAUGUUCGCCCCCCUGGGAGUAUCAGAAGUAAAAGAUCUAGCCUCGCGGGCUCAGUCGACAUGACGGCAACGAAUUUUCAACCCAACUGUCACAUCUGUCUUGUCCGAUUUGAACACCGAAUAUCUAUUAUUCGAGAAUUGCCUUGCGGCCAUAUUUUUCACCCGAUGUGUAUUAAUGAAUUUCUCACAGAAAACAGCUCCUUGUGCCCGAUGUGUAAACACUGUAUGCUUCCUGUAGGCUACAGUCCGAAGAUCACGAAUGCAAUGGUACGUCGCGAGCGGGCUUUGCGACGUUUGCGCGGGCGAGUAGACCUCGAGAUCGACUCGCCGCUGGAGGCCAAGGAUCCAAAGAUAAAGAUUUGGGGCAAGCGGGUGUUUAGCAAUUCGUUCGCCUCGACGACUAGCAUGGUUCACGAAGUUCCAAUGACCCCAAUUAAACCGAAACCCAUUUCUCAAGAGAUAAGCCUCCAGUCGCCCUCUACGACUUCAGAACGACCGGAGUCAACGGCUUUGUCAGACAGUGGCUCGACAGCUGGGCAUCCCGAGCAACCGGAACCAUCACCUCAGCCGAUGAACCAGGCCAGAAUAGCUCGGCCACGAAAGAAGCGACCGAGAAACUUACGCCUUCUCCCCACCCAGCCGGAGAAUUCCGAACUCAGGACAGAACCUGGAGGAGGAAGAAAGAGUCCGUCCUCAUUUGCUCGGGAACGGAUGCGGGAGAUAGCUGCAAAGAACGCGCCAUUUGACGACCCGGACCAACAGCGUCCAAGGUGGCGUCGUGCUGUCUCCAUCGUUUUCCCGGCGUUUGGUUGA